Symbiodinium sp. CCMP2592 is the source of this 1920-nucleotide messenger RNA. NCBI's taxonomy places the organism in Eukaryota, Dinophyceae, Suessiales, Symbiodiniaceae. The record is from the annotation of a GenBank genome assembly.
AUGGCAACCUUCCUGGCAGUUUCCCGUCGAGGAGGAAGCCUCGCCGAGCCCGCCAAGGAGACUCUUGGCUUCCACCCGACACCCGGCAGCUACGGAAUUGGAGGAAGCAGCAGCAGCCGCAGUGGACACUGCUACCGCAAAUCUUCGGAGUUCUUGGCCACCGUCUUUGUGGCUGCUUGGUCGAGACGGAGGAGUAGGCUGCCCCGCAGCGCGAAGGAGGAGGUGCGAGUGAAGGAGACGGAGGAGCAGGUGCUGGACUAUGAUGUCCCUUCUAGGGAAGAGUUGGAGAAGCAGCAAAUCGAACUGCUAGAGGCCACAGGUGCCCUGGACCUGCAGCGAAAAGAGGAGGCUUAUCAAGAGAGGCGCAAAUGGAGAGUACAGAAUCCUUCCCCGCUGGACAAGUGGCAGCAGGAGAUGGAAGAGGUUCGAAACGACACGGAGCGGCGCAUGCUCUGGGGCGAUCUGCAGAAGAAAUCUGGUGGGUAUAAGCGCUAUCGCGGUAAGAAGGUCGGUGAGGAGGAGGGCAAAAUGAAGUUCAAUCGCGGCUUCCCACUAGAGGACACAGAGGAACAAGAGCGGACAGACCAGGAAAGAGACAGGAAGUGGCUGGAGAUGUGGCGCUCGACAUGGCCAGAGGGCCAUGCACUUGAUCCCCACGAUCCGGAGUCCUUCGGCUUUGCUUUCGUGGGAGAGGUGACGGGGGCACAUGGAGUUCACGGAGACGUCCGCGUACGUGCAGACGACUUCCUGUGCGACCAAGGUUACGAUCCGGCCACACACCUCGCCCGCCGAAACUUCUCAAACUUCACGGAAGACUCGAAGCGGGUGCACCUGAAAGCACCCCACCGCCGUUUUCCACGACCCUUCAGGAUCCUGACCGGCAAGCGUGUUCAACGGCGAGUUUUCGCAUUGCGGCUGCACGGUGUAGAGUCGCCCGAGGAGGCCGUAGCCUUGCGGGGCUACAAAGUCUACGUGUUGGAGCCACCACCGACGGCACAGGAGAAGGUCAAGGAGCAAGAGGAAAGGGGCCUCGAUCUGUACGAUGCAGGGACGACCACCUUCCACACCAGCGACGCACUGGGCCUGAUCAGCUCCAGGUGUGUCAUGGUCACUGGCCAGGUCACCGAUGAGGUCCUGGGCGAGUUUGCGGCAGCUGAGACUGCAGAUGAAGCCAAGGAGGUCCUUUCUCAGGCAGGUGCUGGCCUCCAGCACUUCGGCGAUGUCUCUGCCGUGGUGCCGGACUACAAGAUCGCACGACGGCAUCGGGGCCGAAAGGCAGCACACGACCUGCUGGACAUCACAUUGAUAAACGAGGUGCAGGGAGGCGAGGGCCAGUAUUUGUACGAGCCUGAUCCGGAGUCCCCCACGGGCCAGGCACUCCAGAUGGACCGCUGGAGGACCGCAGACCCCAACUUCGAACGGGUCGUCUACGUACCGUUCGUGCCAGACACCAUUGCACGCGUGGAUGCGGACAGGACAGGGAGCACGGUCUACUUUAGAUUGCCCGAGGACUUCAUUGAGAAGACGGCCUUCACCUGCCGAAAGCGUAUUGUGGACGAGCGUGGACUUCUCGUCAUCCCUCGCGGACCUUUCGUCAAGGCACUUCUGCCUCCGGAAGGCAAGUCCCAUGCACUCCGUCGCCGCGAUGGAAAGCGCCUGCCACUUCACGGCACCGCCCCGGCCGCACCCGCUGAUAUGCUGCAGCCGGCUGGGCAGGUUUACGCAGAGACGAGCCCUGGGGUUCCAAAGCCACCAAUCCACAGGCCUUUUGGCGGUUUGGACCGUCUGGACAGCGCCAAGAACCGAUUCAAGCGCUACUUCAAGGAGUCCAGCCGCUUUGUGGUGCCCCUGGACCUCCAAGACCGCGAGUCAGCAGGCGACGAAGCGAGCGACGAGCCAAGUGAAGACGAAGACAACUGA